UAUAGAACAGUGAUUGCAGCUUCAAGUGCGGCCGUCAUUUCUGUUUUGGCAGGAUUUCCGUUUGACUCUAUAAAGACUCGUAUGCAAACACAUCAUUACAACUCAAUCAUGGCCUGUGUACGGACGACUUAUGCAGAGGAAGGAGCAAGAGGAUUCUUUCGAGGCAUGAUACCACCUUUGAUCACUGUCAGCAUCAUUAAAUCAGCAUCAUUUUCUAUUUACGAAAGCACAAAAAAGUCACUUAUUCAGCGUGGAAUAUUCAACAAUGACACAUUAAGAUCAACCAUGGGUGUAUCAGCUGUGAGUGGUGGCGUCAGUGGCGCAUUCAUUGCCUUAUUGAGUUGUCCCUUGGAACUUGUGAAAAUUCAACGACAACUAGAAUUGGUAUUACUCAAAAGACAAAUAGCAAUGGGCCAAGUGUCAUCACAUGAAGUGGUUGAAGCAUCGAGCUGGAAAUCGGUAAAGCAAAUAAUCAAUCGAAGAGGCAUUUUUGGAUUAUGGAGCAGAGUUGGAUGUCAUUCAGCGAGAGAUGCAUUAGGUACAGGUAUUUAUUUUGGUGGAUAUGAGACAAUGAAACGUCAGCUGUCAGGAGAUGGAAAUCAGUCAGGACCAUUGGUGCAUUUCCUAUCAGGCGGACUAUGUGGUAUGCUGAGUUGGUUAUUUGUGUUCCCUGUGGAUGUGAUCAAGACCAAUCUACAAAAGGACAUCAUGCUAGAUAACCCAAGAUACAACAACGCAUUAGAAUGUGCCAAACAUCUUGUCAAGAAGAAUGGCUUCCGUGGAUUAUACCGUGGCCUGAAUGUGACCUUGAUUAGAGCAUUUCCUAUUCACUCAUUAAACUUUUUGGUUUAUGAACAAGUACUACGAGCAAUUCCUGCUAAUAAAUAG
Rhizopus microsporus ATCC 52813 is the source of this 888-nucleotide messenger RNA. RefSeq names its product mitochondrial carrier. Gene Ontology annotation, biological process: transmembrane transport. The transcript has 3 exons. The annotation marks the transcript as partial. Gene Ontology annotation, molecular function: transmembrane transporter activity. The record is from RefSeq and is a predicted model, not a curated record. NCBI's taxonomy places the organism in Eukaryota, Fungi, Mucoromycota, Mucoromycetes, Mucorales, Rhizopodaceae.